AUGUUGGCUCUUCGCGACCAGGAAAACCUGCUAAGCCCCUUGAACCAAAGCAAGCAGCUAGCACCCAAGACACCCGGCAAGCCACGAAAUGACGAGAACAACCCGUUGGCAUUCGGAAAUCGCACCGUGAAGGGCAAUGGGAAUCGUCAGGACAAUGGAAAACCGGGAAACAACGCGUUUAUGACUCCGAUGGUGAAGGAUCGCGCUCCCCUGGGCAUGAAAACGACCAACCUCAAAGCCAACAACCUCCAGACGCCUGCGCCCUUUGGGGGAACCACCAAGCAACUGAAGACAAACCGCAGACAGUCGACUGCUCAGAAGAUCAGAAAAGCUGCUCCAGUGGCACAGCAAGCUCAAACGAAAGUCCACAUUGACGCGGCUACGGAUGAUGUACCGGAUAUUGAAUACAUGCCGCCAAAGCCUAGAGAUCUUCCGGACCUUCCAGACGAUGUGACAUAUGACACUACAUUCCCCCAAUUCCGACCGAAGAAUCGAGCUCUGGGGUUGGAGAGUGUCUACGGCAAGCAACAAGUUGGCAGGGAUGGACUCACGGCGAAGCAGCGCAAGUUCAAGGAGGAUUCGGCGGCGUGCGACAGGAUGGUGGAUGAUAUGAUUAUGAAACAACUUGAGGACAUUGGUUUCGAGAGCUCGGGUGAGAGCGAGUCCGCAAAUGCACUGCAGCCAACUGCCCUCCCGGCAAAGAGACCUACAACUACCACACGACACACUCGCAGUGUGUCCACGCUUCGAGCUCGAGAUGCUGCCGCUGCGCUCAGCGGAUCCCAGCUAACCACUGCACCUCGAGUGGCUCCAGCCCCCAAACCACGCGUGGCGUCGUUGGCAUCGUCGCUGGUUAUGCCCAAAAGACAGGCCAGGGUCCCGUCUAACCCCUCUUCCAUGCGCAACACUGCUGCUUCAGUCAACUCUCGGACGACCGUUGGCUAUUCCAAGGGACGCAGUGUGUCGUCCACCCUGCGGGAGAAGCAUUCCCAAACGCAGAAGUCCUUGAGCUCUGAGGUUCUGUCUCCCGAAACUUAUAUGCAGCUGUAUGGACCCCCUCCGCUGGACUCGGAAAUGUGGACUCGUUGCAAAGCUGCUGGAUGUUUUGAUGCCCCGGAUGAGAUCAAUCGGGAACCGGAAGAGCCACUACCCACAUUUGACGAAGAUGAUGAGGCCCAGAGCUUCCAGCUCACUCUGUAG
This is a messenger RNA of Penicillium crustosum, 1200 nucleotides long. RefSeq lists its product as uncharacterized. The transcript is spliced from 4 exons. NCBI's taxonomy places the organism in Eukaryota, Fungi, Ascomycota, Eurotiomycetes, Eurotiales, Aspergillaceae. The record is from RefSeq and is a predicted model, not a curated record. The coding region runs from base 1 to 1200 and encodes 399 amino acids.